Molecule: messenger RNA, 1735 nt
Organism: Anopheles coluzzii
Lineage: Eukaryota; Metazoa; Arthropoda; Insecta; Diptera; Culicidae
Exons: 1
Coding region: 1000-1683 (227 amino acids)
Source: RefSeq, a predicted model, not a curated record
CGUCGCUGUGCGGUGACCUAUGCACGUUGUUGCUCCGCUUGCACGAUGCACAGAGCACGACGGGAACAUGCCGCUCCUACUCUCUCUUACCAAUGCGAAGACGGCAAAGAUGAUGCUCUCGUAGCAUAAAAAAACGGUGCUCAAUGUGCAGCGGGAAAGAGCUGUGUCUUUUAGGGGCCCCGCAAGGGCUGUACGCUGCAAACGCACGGCAGCGCGCGUGCAAUGACGCGGUUCAAAUGUGCAACAGAUGUGAUCGAGCGUGUCAAAGGGAGAAGGGAAAAAGGGCGCGCACACAUACACACACGCAUACCUUCGUAGCGGGUACAGUCCCAAAACAUUUGGGUUUGGGCUGGAGAAAAUGAAGCGGAGGACGGUGAAGCAGCAGAUAACCAUGUGCUGGAUCGGAUUGGAUUGUGUUUGUGUGUGUGAGAGAGUGAGACCCCGGCAGCAUAACUAGCACGUGGGUAAUCGGAUGCGCCCUGCGAUCUAUCAGCCGGCUGCCGGGCGAGAUUCAGGGCGAUAGGGCUGCUGCGCUCUCGGAGAUGGAACGGAAAAGCCUCGAGUGCGGCGAAGGAAAAGGAUCCUUGAGGCUUUGUGUUUGGGUCCCCGUUCCAGGUAGCAGAAGGAAACAGGAAGUUCGCCGCCUUUAGAAAUGCGUUUCCUUUGCACAACAGAUGUUUUUCCUUCUUCUAGUUUCUUGGCCGCUGAUUAGACUAUUUUCUACACCAUUUUACGCAUGUGGCGGACAUGUGAUGAACAGCCGUUGUAUUGUUUAAUUGAAUUCACAAGGUCGAAUCACUCACAUUUUGUAACCAGCUUGAAUUGUAUGUACAGAAUAAAUGAAAAAAGAAACUGAUUUUUCCAAUUUUCAACAACAAUUCCCAUCGCCAAGCACGGCCUACUGAGCGAAAAAGGAGUUGCUCAGUUUAAAAAGCAAAACAUAGCUACACAGGCGUCCCGCACUACACCUGUCAAUGCUAUCGUCGGCUAGGGGAAGAGAUGAGCAGUUUGAGAGUAAAGUGUGUCUUCUGCGGAUUGAUAAUCGAUUGCCAGCGUGAAGACACGGCCAAGCUGCUGGCACACCUGCGGAACGAACAUUCGGAGAUGGGUAAUCAUAAACCGACGGCAGUUACCACUUCCAACCGCUCGAAAGCACAUCCAGCGCAGCCGGCAGAAAAGGCGGAGCUGGAAGAAGGCAGCGAUGCGUCGUUUGCUGAAAGCAUUUCCGAAUCGGAAGAGCUACUGCACCGGGAGCGAGUUGGAACAGGAACGUCAAGCGAUACUUCCAGCAAGAGCAACAGCUCGGAAGGUGCAGAAACUAUUCCACCGAAACGUAGUACACGACCCUUGCAUGUUUCGCUCGAGUCACAGCGCUCGGUGCUGUACCAAACAUCGCUCAGCUGCUGGCGCCCGGGAGGCAGACCCGUCUGCUGCCCGGAUUGUGGCGCACAUCAGGUACCGAUCGUUCGGUCGCACGCAACCGGAGCAACCUGGUCGUCGACGGUCGCUUCCUGCUUUCUCUUCUGCUGGCCGCUGUGCUGUUUGUCGUGGUUUUUCUCCGAACCGGUCAGCGAAUAUCUGCACUGUGCCCGGUGCGAUCAGCUGUUGGCGAAGCACGACAUCAAAGCGGAACGUGUCUCGCCCAACUAUGCAAUGCUUGACCGCGUUGAGGAUCAAUUGUAAUCGAGCGAAAUGAAGGGCUACUGCGCGAGGGGCAGGGAAACAUUCGUCUUCU